CGCCUCCGGAACCACACUGCGCAUGCGGCGGCGCGCGGCGCGCCUGCGCGCUGCUCACUUCCGGCCCCUCGUCGGCAGGAGCUGGCGGAGCGGGCGGCGGUGGCGCUGCCAUGGUGUUCUACUUCACCUCCGGCGCUGUUCCCACCGUUUACACCAUUUACAUGGGAAAGGAUAAAUACGAAAAUGAAGACCUCAUCAAGUACGGCUGGCCUGAAGACAUCUGGUUCCACGUGGACAAGCUCUCUUCUGCCCACGUGUACCUCCGGCUGCACAAGGUGAGCCCACGGCACGCGUGUUUAAAAGGCCUCCGGGGAGCGUUCACGGUCCCAGGCUGCGGCGAGCCCUGUGCCAGACCCUCCUGGCUGCCGGGAGCUGCUAAAGCCCCGCGAGGAAAGCAGAGCGCAGAUCACUGCGGUGGUUUCAUCGUGCCAGGCAGCUGAACACCACCACCGCUCCCUCGCUCCCC
This is a messenger RNA of Oxyura jamaicensis (ruddy duck), 466 nucleotides long. It is a transcript of the gene CCDC25, whose product is annotated as coiled-coil domain containing 25. NCBI's taxonomy places the organism in Eukaryota, Metazoa, Chordata, Aves, Anseriformes, Anatidae. The transcript has 4 exons. Bases 111 to 440 code for a protein of 109 amino acids. The record is from RefSeq and is a predicted model, not a curated record.